AUGGAGACGUUCACCUAUCCUCACUUCGACCACCAUCAGUCUGUCGUUCAUGUCGCCCUCUUUCUCGACGUUUCAAAUGCAAAAGACUUGAGAACCCGCAUCGUCAAUGCUAGUACCCUUACUGAAGAUGCAGGCGAUGUAGAGCGCGAGACAGUCAACUUCGCCUUCAUUGACGCUCGUCUGAUCACUAGCCGCUUGCACCUACAGACAGCUAUCUACCAAGCACUUUUGUCUCAGUCUCAAGGUAUCUUACGCACAAAGACAGUGCACUCGGAAAUCAUCUGGGCCCUCAAUCCCAGCAACAAUAUCACAGAGGCUCUUCGAAGACAUGGUGUAUCUGACGGCAGCACAUCUCUCUUUGUCGUUCGCGUCGCGUCGCCCGAGCUACAAGAUGUUCAGAGCAAAAUGUUGGCAGUUGUGGACGGCGCGAUAUCGCCUUUGUCGAAACUAGCGUCUCUCACGGAUUGGUCGUCGAUCAGAAAGUAUUACAAGCUCAACAGCGAAUCUGCGGUCAAGGAGAUUCGAAGCGAUGCCAAUCAAGAGCAUGCUGUCGUAGAUAAGAUCGUAGUAAGUUCUGUGGCCAUGAAGAGUGUGAUGCAAUAGUUGGAGCUCGUGGGGUGUAUGUAUGCAGUGAAGAAGUACCGUCAUUUGUAACAUUUUAAUUAUUCGAAAUUUCCGUGGCAUGCGAAGUUG
Messenger RNA from Stereum hirsutum FP-91666 SS1, 693 nucleotides. RefSeq names its product CGI-121-domain-containing protein. Lineage: Eukaryota; Fungi; Basidiomycota; Agaricomycetes; Russulales; Stereaceae. The coding region runs from base 1 to 603 and encodes 200 amino acids. Gene Ontology annotation, cellular component: EKC/KEOPS complex; cytosol; nucleus. The transcript is spliced from 4 exons. The record is from RefSeq and is a predicted model, not a curated record. Gene Ontology annotation, biological process: telomere maintenance via recombination; tRNA threonylcarbamoyladenosine modification.